Marmota flaviventris (yellow-bellied marmot) is the source of this 504-nucleotide messenger RNA. It is a transcript of the gene Emp2, whose product is annotated as epithelial membrane protein 2. Gene Ontology annotation, biological process: regulation of cell-matrix adhesion; cell adhesion; positive regulation of integrin-mediated signaling pathway. Gene Ontology annotation, molecular function: protein kinase binding. NCBI's taxonomy places the organism in Eukaryota, Metazoa, Chordata, Mammalia, Rodentia, Sciuridae. Gene Ontology annotation, cellular component: plasma membrane; cytoplasm. The record is from RefSeq and is a predicted model, not a curated record.
AUGUUGGUGCUCCUUGCCUUCAUCAUCAUCUUCCACAUCACCUCCGCAGCCCUGCUGUUUGUGGCCACCAUCGACAACGCCUGGUGGGUGGGAGAAGGUUUCUACGCCGAUGUCUGGAGAGUGUGCACAAAUGGCACCAACUGUACGGAAAUCGGUGACAACUUUCAAGGCUACGCGACGCUGCAGGCGGUGCAGGCCACCAUGAUCCUGUCCACCGCCCUCUGCUGCAUGGCCUUCUUCAUCUUCCUGCUCCAGCUCUUCCGCCUCAAGCAGGGAGCGAGGUUCGUGCUGACCUCCAUCAUCCAGCUGCUGUCAUGUCUGUGUGUGAUGAUCGCGGCUGCCAUCUACACGGACCGGCGCCAGGACCUUCACGAGAGCAACCCGGAUCACUACUCCGUGACGUCGGAGGGCAGGUACGGCUACGCCUUCAUCCUGGCCUGGGUGGCCUUCGCCUUCACCUUCAUCAGCGGCAUCAUGUACCUGAUACUGAGGAAGCGCAAGUAG